CGACAAACUUCCCCUCGGUGACUCUACAAAAAGACAGUAUACUGCACCAUGAGUGUCCCCAAAGCGCCUCCCGGGCACUUCACGCUCCUAUACUUCGCCGCCUCGACGUCCUACACACAGAGGGAGCAUGAUUUCCUGCCUGCUCCCAUGCUGUUAAGUCAGCUUUAUGAUAGGCUUGACGAGCACUACCCGGGCAUCAGGGAAAAGGUGCUGUCGACUAGUGCGUUGACUGUGAACUUGGACUAUGUGGAUGUAGAAGAAGAAGCCGCGAAAGGUGAUGAAGGGCUUGCCCUUCAAGCUGGCGAUGAAGUAGCUAUCAUACCACCCGUCAGCGCUGGUUGAAACGGCUAUGUUGAUCAUGGGACAUCACCACUUCACCCCACGCCCACCACGGCGCCUCUUGCGUGUCCACUGGGUGCGUAUGCAUUAUUAGCACCAGUUUGGACUGUAACAAGUACACUAUUGCCGCCUUGCCAAUGGCGCCAAGUACAGCAUCACUCAUCGGCACAUUAGUCGUAGCCGCAGCCAUCAUCCGUGCUGGGCGCCGCGCUCAAAGCAAGUGGAGACUCCAUACUCCAGGACAUAUGUCCUGAUCAGGAAGCUGCGGUUUCCGCUUGGUUCGGCUGCCGGUCGAAGGCGUCCCAAGUUCGGAACAAAAAAAAACCAGCUUCACGGUCCAUCGGCUCAAACGCAUGUCAGGCAGCCAGUCAGUCGAGCCUUUUGAUAAGCAGGGGUCCAGCAUCGCGAACUUCUCGAUGCAAUUGGGCCAAGCACAAGGCAAUGUUUCUUCAUAUGGCAAGCGUUAUGUAGAUUGCUGGAUUUGUCCCGAGAUAACAGCAUGACCGAAUCUCGAAGGCUGUUCGAGAACUACAUCUAUUUUGCGGAUCUUGCAAGCCUGUCUGCAAAUCUAUUCACUUCUAUCCAGUCCUUCCGACACUGUUCCACUUCCGCUCCUGCUGAUACUGUUAUCAUCUCACAAGUGGCUCCCGAGCUCGCUUGCUCUCCAAUCUCGCACACAAGCCACGUCCCUACUGUCUUUUCCCCCUUCCGGAAUGUGAGUGCAUUCAGAAGACUUCCACUCCGAGAAAAACCCUCCUGAUACACCGGCCCAAUAUCCUUGAAGACUGCCUCGCUGAUGUCUUCACCACGAAGCCUAGAGUGAUUGCUUCCGACUUCACUCUCAAACAAUGGCUCUCGACAGCUAUGUUGCUCACUCACCUCACUCCUUCCUUCUUCAUCAUUACACUACACUACUUUGCCAAUAUCAUCCAAAACAUCACCACAAAGACCAUGCAAACAAUCACGCCUAGUAACAACACCACCCAGUACCGUUUUUCCCUCUUUGGCAGCCAGAUCUCAAUCUGUGUUUCUGUCCUGGCAGGCGGAGGCAAGAAAUCUCGAAAUGAUCUUGUUGUUGUUGCUGAAGUCGACUGUUGUAGGGUGCCGUAUUCUUCUGGUUGUGAACGGGGCAUGGCUUUCCACCUUUUCUUUUUU
Messenger RNA from Sphaerulina musiva SO2202, 1494 nucleotides. RefSeq lists its product as uncharacterized. NCBI's taxonomy places the organism in Eukaryota, Fungi, Ascomycota, Dothideomycetes, Mycosphaerellales, Mycosphaerellaceae. Bases 49 to 342 code for a protein of 97 amino acids. The transcript has 3 exons. Gene Ontology annotation, biological process: Mo-molybdopterin cofactor biosynthetic process. Gene Ontology annotation, cellular component: cytosol. The record is from RefSeq and is a predicted model, not a curated record.